Triticum turgidum subsp. durum (durum wheat) is the source of this 2151-nucleotide messenger RNA. NCBI's taxonomy places the organism in Eukaryota, Viridiplantae, Streptophyta, Magnoliopsida, Poales, Poaceae. The record is from the annotation of a GenBank genome assembly.
AUGGGAGUUGUGCUUCUAGAUUUCUCUCACAAAUUGAUCAAACGACGAGCUUGUCUACGGUGGAAGCAAGCAGAAUCGCUGCGAGGCUUGUGUUCUGAUGGUCUAUGGAAGUAUGCAGUAUUUUGGUCAAUCAAAAGCGAGAAGCACGGCAUCUUGACUUGGGAGGAUGGCUACGUCGACAAGAUGACCAAAAACACGAGAGAUCAUCACGGGGACCCAGCUGAUAGUGACAACCAGAUAAUGACACCUACUUGGUCUAACGAUGGCCAAUAUCAAAGCUAUCCAUUUUGCCCCAUCGAGGCAGCAUUACUGCGCAUGUCUAGUCAUUCGUAUUCUCUUGGAGAAGAAAUUAUUGGUAAAGUGGCCAUUAUGGGACAAUAUUGCUGGAUUUCUUCCAGUGAUCUUCCUUCAACUUUGGUGUACAAGUAUCACGAAGACUGGCAAUUUCAGUUUGCAGCAGGAAUCAAAACAGUUCUACUUGUACCAGUGAUUCCUUAUGGGGUUCUUCACCUGGGAUCUUUAUGUAUGGUUUUGGAAAGUUCAGCACUGGCGACACACAUGAAGGACCUGUUCUAUAAGAUUUACAACCCCUCAAUUCCUCAUAAUCCUUCAGCCACAGGGUUCUGCUACUCAAAUUCUUUGAAAAAACCUACUGCAGAUAUAUCGGUGGAUCCCGCAGAUGUUCUGGCCGAUGACUUAUUUGAUGUGAUCAACAAUUCUGCUCAGCUAUUUACCAUUGAACACCUUAGUCUACCACAUCCCUUCACUCCGUCCGAGUUUCCAAUGUUAGAAGAUGUCAUUACAGGAGCGUACGAUAUUGGUCUAACAACUUGCUCAGAUGAAACCUUCGAUGCCAAUGAGAGUGAUCUGUGGACCAAUGUUCAUGAAGCACCAUCUGAACUCACUCACUGCAAGACACUGGUUGACCCGGAGAUGACAAACCUCUCAUUUAUGGAUAAGUUGAUCAAUUCCAACAGCAAACUGAGUUGCACAUCAGUAAUUAACAUACAAGAUGCAGAUUAUAAUAAUAUUGAUGAUUUUAUCCUGGCAUAUAUGGCACAAGAAUAUCAGGAGCACACAUGUGGCAGCACUGUAGUUUUAAAUGAUGAUGUUGUAACUUCAAACUCUUCAAUUCACUCAAAGAUGCACAAAGAUCUUGAGGCAAUUCCCAGGGAAGAUCUUGAGAGCUUCAUGUGGCAUGGUAGAUUGAAACAACAAGAGUCUACAAGCCACUCUCUCCUUCAAGCGAAUGGAAAUAAAGCAUAUUCUUACUCACACCUCGAGGCCAAUGAUUGUGCUGAAUUCUUAGUGGAUGCUAUAACCAACCAGGUUGGCAAUAUCCCAAACAGUUGCUCGUAUCACUCGACUGAUUCUUCGACUUCAAGCGAAACACAAAUACAGAGAGAAGAUCAUCCACUGAGGUUGGAUUCUUCGACUUCAUGCGGAACACAAAUACAGAGAGAAGAUCAUGCACUGAGGUUGGAGGAAUCGGCAAUCCCAGAUCCCUUUGGUGGUCGAGAAUUUUCACCUGCCUCAGUCAAAGAAGGCUUCAUGACUUCCAAAAUGACUGUUUCGCUCCCGAAGGGAAUCAACAGGACCAUGACUGAAGAAUGCGUGGGUCAUACAAUUCAAGACAUGCACAUGGAAAUUUCAGUUGAAAUAAAGCAUGAAGGCGGAAAAAAAGAACUGCACAGACCAAGACCGAGAGACAGACAACUGAUUCAAGACAGGAUGAAGGAGUUGAGGGAGCUCAUUCCAAAUGCAUCAAAGUGCAGCAUUGAUGCUCUCCUGGACAAAACAAUAACACAAAUGUUGUUCCUCCAAAGUGUAUCCGAGAAAGCUGAGAAGCUUCAGAACAAAACAAGAAAUGAGAAGUUCGGUAACGAGGCCAAGAAGAAACUGGAAAACUGCCCGCUGAGAGUGGAAGAGCUCGAGGAACCUGGUCAUCUUCUCAUUGAGAUAUUAUGCAAGGAGUAUGACGUCUUUUUCGAUGCUGCGCAUCUGUUCAAGGGCCUUGAGGUCAGCAUACUGAAGGGGGAGCUGGAGCAUCGUUCUGGCCAGCUCUGGGCUCGCUUUGUAGUCGAGGCUUCCAAAUGUUCAAACCAGAUGCAGAUCCUUUGCCCACUGAUGCACCUGUUGCAGAGGAGAUGA